GGUACGGGAAGGUGCGCGACGCUCUUCGCCUCAGUACGAGUAGAGUUGUGUUCACGUGUGGUUGUGUGUCUCCUUUUUUUCAGUAAAUUAGGCCACACAACCUACCUUGAUUCGUGAAACUAACUCUCCUAGAAAAACCCAAAAAAAGUAAAAAAAAUCUUCGAAAAACGCAUACAAAAAAAUCGCAAAACCGUAGGUGAAAAUCGACGCAACCUCGGGUAACAGCGUGGUGAUAAAAAAAAAGAGUUAGUGUAAUCGUCAUCGUCGUCGCUCGCGGAAAUAGGCACGAGGCCGAAGCGAGCCAGGCAGCGUGCAGGAACGAGAGACGCGACGAGAGACGAGACUUGGCGAGUCGGAAGAAGGCGAGCCAUAUUGUGAGAAGAAGAAGAAAGAAGAAGGAGGAGGAGAAGGGGCGAAGCGGAUCCUUGCUCGAGAAUACGAGCGAUUCCCUCGGAAGAGCAUCACUUUCUCUCUCUUUUAUCUCUCUCUCUCUCUCUUUCUUUCUCUACGUGCUGAACCGUGACACCGCAUCGCCGCCACCAUGAAUCCCGGUGCGCCCAACUACCCCAUGGCAUCGCUCUACGUCGGUGAUUUACAUACCGACAUCACCGAGGCUAUGCUGUUCGAGAAGUUUUCAUCGGCCGGACCCGUGCUGUCCAUACGCGUCUGCCGUGACAUGAUCACCCGUCGCUCGCUCGGAUACGCUUAUGUCAACUUCCAACAACCGGCUGAUGCUGAACGCGCCCUCGAUACGAUGAACUUUGAUAUGAUAAAGGGGCGGCCUAUUCGAAUUAUGUGGUCCCAGCGAGAUCCUUCCCUCCGCAAAUCAGGCGUUGGAAAUGUAUUUAUAAAGAACCUAGACAAAAAUAUAGACAAUAAAGCAAUGUACGAUACCUUCUCCGCGUUUGGUAACAUAUUAAGCUGCAAGGUAGCGCAAGAUGAAUCGGGCGCCUCUAAGGGUUAUGGCUUUGUUCAUUUCGAGACCGAGGAAGCCGCGAAUAAAUCCAUCGAUAAAGUCAACGGCAUGUUGUUGAACGGCAAGAAGGUUUAUGUUGGAAAGUUCAUUCCGCGUAAGGAACGCGAAAAGGAGUUGGGCGAGAAGGCCAAGCUUUUCACGAAUGUCUACGUGAAGAACUUUGGCGAAGAUAUGACGGAUGACAAGCUGAAGGAGAUGUUUGAGAAGUACGGGACCAUUACCAGUCACAAAGUGAUGAGCAAGGACGACGGUAAAUCGCGCGGUUUUGGAUUCGUCGCGUUCGAGGACCCAGACGCGGCUGAGCGAGCGGUAAUCGAGCUGAAUGGCAAGGAGAUUGCCGAGAACAAGUGCAUGUACGUCGGACGCGCUCAGAAGAAGGCCGAGCGGCAGCAGGAGCUGAAACGGAAGUUCGAACAGCUGAAGAUCGAGCGUCUGAACCGCUAUCAGGGCGUGAACUUGUACGUGAAGAAUCUGGACGACACCAUCGACGACGAGCGUCUGCGCAAGGAGUUCACGCCCUUCGGUACAAUUACAUCCGCCAAGGUGAUGAUGGAGGAGGGACGUAGCAAGGGCUUCGGAUUCGUCUGCUUCUCCCAGCCGGAAGAGGCGACCAAAGCGGUGACCGAGAUGAACGGACGCAUCGUGGGUUCCAAGCCCCUUUACGUUGCUCUGGCGCAACGCAAGGAGGAUCGUAAAGCUCAUCUUGCUUCGCAAUACAUGCAGCGCAUGGCGAAUGUACGCAUGCAACAGAUGGGCCAGAUAUUCCAGCCUGGUAACGCAGGUAGUUACUUCGUCCCCACGAUACCGCAGCCGCAACGUUUCUACGGGCCUGCUCAGAUGGCACAGAUUCGCGCUACUCCGCGCUGGCCGGCACAACCGAAUCAAGUACGGCCAAACGCCCAGACCGGCAGCUCUGGAUUCGCAGCGAUGCAAGCUGCGCCUUUCAGACCGGCACCGCGCGCUCCCGCUGCGCAGGCUAGCGCCUUGCGUAACAGCAUGUCUGCCAGACCUAUUACAGGUCAACAAGCGGUUGGAGGCGCCAAUAUACAGAGCCGUUCCAUGGCUGGCCCUGCUGUCGGGGUCUCGCCCGGUCAGAGCCGUCCGUCGAACUACAAAUACACCGCGAACAUGCGCAAUCCACCGCAAGCGGCCAUGGCGAUGCCCACUCAAGCUCCUGUGCAACAGGCUGUCCACAUCCAGGGCCAAGAACCACUCACUGCAUCGAUGCUGGCUGCAGCACCACCGCAAGAACAGAAACAGAUGUUGGGCGAACGACUGUUCCCAUUGAUCCAGUGCAUGUACCCGUCGCUGACUGGCAAGAUCACCGGUAUGCUGUUGGAGAUCGACAACAGCGAGCUGCUUCAUAUGUUGGAACACAACGAGUCGCUGAAGGCUAAAGUCGAGGAAGCUGUGGCCGUGCUGCAAGCCCAUCAAGCAAAGCAAGCAGUUGCACCGAAAAAAGAAUAAGCAUAUUCUCAAUCGCUGACGAAUCGGACAUGAAUUCUUUUUUUCUUCUUCAUUUUAUUUUUAUUUUUUUGAAUUCUUGCGCAAUUUAAUCGUCGAGAAACCCUUUCGUGGUUGACGUGUCCGAGUUUCCAAGCAUUAUGUGAUCAGUCGAUUAUUCGAAACUGAACCUACAAAGGGUUUUUCUUCUAAAAUUUUAUGAUAAUAAAUUCUUCUUUCAAUGUGUAUCUA
This is a messenger RNA of Ooceraea biroi (clonal raider ant), 2671 nucleotides long. RefSeq names its product poly(A) binding protein (gene pAbp). NCBI's taxonomy places the organism in Eukaryota, Metazoa, Arthropoda, Insecta, Hymenoptera, Formicidae. Gene Ontology annotation, molecular function: RNA binding. The record is from RefSeq and is a predicted model, not a curated record.